GAGCGGGGACCAGCUGGUUACGCUGCGGCCGUGGGUCUCCACCCGAGAGUAUGGCGGCUGGGAUUGCGCUGGAGAGCCAGGGAGAGACGGAGACAUGCCAGAGAUGGUGAAAAAGAAACAAAGAGGCGCAAGUUCUUUAAUGAAGUGUCGCGACAGUUUUAGUUGGCGCUGCUUUCCUGAAGGGGGCUCCUGCUUGACUAAUCGCGCCUGCAGUUCAUUCUAGGGACUACUAAGCGUUUUUCCAGUGUCCUCGAUGGAGCAAGUUUGUUUUUUUGUGAUGCAUAGGCUACAGAGGGGUGAGCUAAGCAGAUGAAAACCCGCACGGUGCACAUCAUCGGGCGAUAUUUGCUUCUUCCCCGUGCACAUUUUGUGGACAAUUUCAUUCCUCGGAUGCCCGUAUAGCUGUCAGUGUCUGGCCUGCAUGGGGGAAUUUCUACAAUGAAAUCCAUCUUGGGGCACCGACUCUUUGUGCUCUGCCGUAGCUGAGCAGCGGCGAGCAGGACUGUUUUAUUGACAACCCGUUCAAAAUGGGACACGAAUGGUGAUUGUGAUUCGUGCGGGAAUAUUUUGAGUUCGUUUCAAUGACGCGCGGAGACUGAUACCCGAAACUGACUUGAUUUAAUCCACGAUGCGCGAGUAUAAAGUGGUGGUCCUGGGCAGCGGUGGGGUCGGGAAAUCCGCCCUCACUGUGCAGUUUGUUACCGGGACGUUCAUUGAAAAGUACGAUCCCACUAUAGAGGAUUUUUACCGCAAGGAGAUCGAGGUGGACUCCUCGCCCUCGGUGUUGGAGAUCCUUGACACCGCUGGUACCGAGCAGUUCGCCUCCAUGCGGGACCUUUACAUCAAAAACGGGCAAGGAUUCAUACUGGUCUACAGCCUUGUCAACCAGCAAAGCUUCCAGGACAUAAAGCCGAUGAGGGACCAGAUCAUAAGAGUGAAAAGGUACGAGAAGGUUCCUGUCAUUCUGGUGGGGAACAAGGUGGACUUGGAAAGCGAGAGGGAGGUAUCGUCCAGCGAAGGUCAGGCCCUGGCCGAGGAGUGGGGCUGCCCUUUCAUGGAGACCUCGGCCAAGAGCAAAACCAUGGUAGACGAACUGUUCGCAGAGAUAGUUCGGCAGAUGGACUACGCCGCCCAGCCAGACAAGGAUGACCCCUGCUGCUCCUCUUGCAAUAUACAAUAGCCCCGGGGGCCUCCAGGAACGGGCCAGGCAAAAAGUCUACUUAGAGGAAGCUACUUCGACUCGCAGCAGAGAGAUACACACUUAAGAGACACACACACACACACACACACACACACACACGCACACACGCGCGCCAAUUAAACGGAAGAUAAAUUCACGGUUGAACGCAAUGGAUUUUAACUCUAUGGAGCAUAAAAUCAGCAGUGACAUGAUUCUUAAUAACGACAUUUGAGUCAUGAAUACAUUGUGAAGGAGGAAUGCCAGGAAUUUGCCGCAAGAGAAAUUGACAAAUGACGAUAAGGAGACAUGCCCUCGCCUUAUGUUACUGUCGUUUGUUGUUUGGGUUUGUUUUAAUCCUUUGAGUUGUGGGUGAAAAUCAUCAGCUGAAGAAUCACAAGUCAGGAUCUUUACUCUUUAGGUCGCUCUACAAUCUGCUAUAAAUGAUGAAAAAAUUUUUUCACACAAAACACCAACAUGCUUUUGUUGCCAUGACUCAAGUAGCUACUGUACACAAAUCCAAUAACAGAUUUCUUGGAUCCAGUUGUUUAAAUAUGAAAUGUAUAUUUCAUUUAUAGUAUGUACAAUAUUUCUCCCAGCUUAUUUUCCGCAGUGGUUGGUGAGAGGUUUUUCUACUCAUCACAGGGCUGAACCAAAGAGGUGACCUGAAAGCUCCUCCAUUUUCUUAUAUUUUUCUUCAGUUAAAAAAGGAAUGGAGAGAAAACGGUGGAUAAGUCAGUUUCUUUCUUGAAACAUUGGUGCAGUCAUCUCUUUCCUGUUUUCUCACUUUGAGAUACAGUAGUAAAUAUUGCAGAGUCUUUCACAUAUCGUGUGAUGUUUUGUUUUCCCUCUCUGGGGGACGCUUGACAGCAGAUUGCCGAGUAGUAAUGUAACUAACUGUUUCAUCCUGAUGGGACAAAGGGUUCAUCUUUUUAGUGUUUGAAUAUCUCUACAGACGAUUUUCAGGAAUGGGUGACAUUUAAAGUGAAGAUGCCAACAUUUGUCAUACUUUACAUUUCAUUUUCUCCUCCGGUAUCAAUAUGAAAUGGGGUGCUCAAGUGUUACAACAUACUGAUCCCGUUCUUUAUGUGCUCAGAGUGUUCAAAUCCAUAGUAACAAAUAGUAACGACGACGGCAAUGAUAAGAUUAAUUAAUGGUAGUGUAAAUAUUUUGUAUUGAAGGUGCCAGCUCCUGUGAAGACACUGACUCAACACAUGUGGAAUUGUCAACUGUAUGCAUGGCUAGUAAACAAAAAAAGGACUGUUUAAGUUUAAUAUAGGCUGUGGAAAUGUGCAAACCAAACACAUACACGUCUGGAUCUGGACACUGUCUCAACUGUACAUCUGUGUUGCCACGGGAACCAGACUUUCCCUGAGUAACCAUUUUCAUUGUUGAUUUUAUAUUUUUUUAUGUGACCAUUUACUCUUUAUUCCCUCUCUGAAUGGUGACACUGUUACAUUUGACACCUAAACAAUAAAAGUGCGUUCAACACUUGACUGAGA
Molecule: messenger RNA, 2679 nt
Organism: Micropterus salmoides (largemouth bass)
Lineage: Eukaryota; Metazoa; Chordata; Actinopteri; Centrarchiformes; Centrarchidae
Product: ras-related protein Rap-2a
Exons: 2
Coding region: 629-1180 (183 amino acids)
Biological process (GO): negative regulation of cell migration; Rap protein signal transduction
Cellular component (GO): plasma membrane
Molecular function (GO): GTP binding; GDP binding; GTPase activity
Source: RefSeq, a predicted model, not a curated record